This is a messenger RNA of Brassicogethes aeneus, 417 nucleotides long. NCBI's taxonomy places the organism in Eukaryota, Metazoa, Arthropoda, Insecta, Coleoptera, Nitidulidae. The record is from the annotation of a GenBank genome assembly.
AUGUCAGGUCCCGAUUCAAGCGGCGAUAGUAGUGAUGGAGAACCAGCCGAUAACGACACAGUUCCAGAUAUUUUCUCUCCCCCUGAUCCUUUAAUGUUCUCCAACAAAAACCCAUCGCCACCACCUACCCUCGUACCACCGCAAAAACAAACGCCGGCUUUAUCUUCGUCAUCGUCUUCAAGCUCAAAAUCGACACCCUCAACGACUGUCAAAACGGAACCCAGCACCUCGCCCUCGAUUUUAUCUCCGAUAUUGUACCAAACUCCGCAAGGUAUGAUGUACGCAACGCCCUCUAACGGCGGGGUGAUUUUGAGUUUAGCUCAGGGCGACGCAAACGGCCAACCCCAGUUUAUCACUAUCCCUUUGUCGAUGAUGACCAACGGGCAAGGAGAACUGGAUCUAUCUAAGAGAAACUGA